CUUGCCAAUGUGUUCAUCUUCAUAUGCGCCAACCUGGCUGGGGUCUUCACCCACUACCCGACGGAAGCCGCACAGCGACAAGCCUUCCUUGAGACGCGGCGAUGCAUCGAAGCCAGGCUCACAACACAACGGGAAAACCAGGAACAGGAGAGACUGCUGUUGUCGGUGUUGCCACGGCACGUUGCCAUGGAGAUGAAGGCCGAUAUUGCUAGCAAACGGGAGGACAUUCAAUUCCACAAGAUCUACAUCCAGCGUCACAGCAACGUCAGUAUAUUGUUCGCAGACAUCGAGGGUUUCACCAAGCUGUCCUCCCAGUGCACGGCACAGGAGCUGGUCAAGAUCCUCAACGAGCUGUUUGCUCGCUUCGACAAACUGGCUCAGGAGAACCACUGCUUGCGGAUCAAGAUUCUGGGGGACUGUUACUACUGUGUCUCAGGCCUGCCAGACCCCCGCCCGGACCACGCCCACUGUUGUGUGGAGAUGGGACUGGACAUGAUAGAAGCCAUAUCAUUGGUCCGUGAGGUAACACAGGUCAACGUCAACAUGCGUGUGGGUAUUCACAGCGGCAAGGUGCACUGUGGGGUGCUGGGCAUGAGGAAGUGGCAGUUUGAUGUCUGGUCCAACGACGUGACGCUGGCCAACACCAUGGAGGCAGGCGGCAUGCCAGGGAGGGUCCACAUCACCACGCCGACGUUGAAGUUCCUCAAUGGCGACUACGAGGUCGAGCCAGGCAACGGGAAGGACCGCAACUCCUACCUGAGAGAUCACAACAUUGAUACCUACCUCAUCGUGGCCAAGGGACCCCGAAAGAAUAACGACCUGAACAACUCCCCACUGACAUCCAAUGGGGAACAUCGAGGCCGCUCCUCCUCCGUGGCUCAGCUGGAGAGCUGGGGGGCUGAGAAGCCCUUCUCCAACUACCUGACCACCGUGCCGGCCCACCGAACCAAGGACCUGCGCAAGCACUUUGAGGGGGACCGCCCGGCGGGACAGGCUAACCUGGAAAAUAAACUCGGCCUACAGGACAUGAAGCGACCAGCUGACCCAGAUGAGGAGGUCAACGAGUUCUUAGGUCGCGCCAUCGACGCUCGAAGCAUUGACAGGCUACGCUCGGAGCAUGUCAAACGACUGACGCUGACAUUUCGCAAGCCGGAGUUAGAGGAAAAGUACUCCAAAGUGAGAGAUCACAUGUUCAGUUCCUACAUGCUGUUUGCAUUCCUCGUCCUACUCUUCAUCUGCAUAAUACAGCUUUUCAUUUUCCCAAAGACCGUGAUAAUGCUUAUAGUCUUUCUCAGCACAGUUGUCGUCCUUGCCUCCACUCUCUUCAUUGUCCUAGCAGAAAAGUGCUUUUGCGUACCGGACCGCUUUGCUAGGAUAUCCCAUGGCAUUCUGGAGAGGAGAAAUCUGAGUUCAGUCAUUGCUGUGUGUACUGUCAUCAUCAUCUUUGUAGCCUCCUUCUGCUCCAUGUUUGCAUAUGACACGACAGAUCUCCGCGCUUGUCUGGCCACGGCGGAAGGUAACGUCUCGGAGUCUGACGUCGGCAAGGAGCAAGUGGAUGCCAGUGGAUUGACAUUGGGUGAAGAGUACAAUCUAAACACCGACUGCCAGGGAGACAAGCCGGCCUGCCACUUCCCACAGUACUUCACAUUCUGCGUGAUGCUAGUCAUGAUCAGCUGUGCGGUCUUCCAGCAGGUGGGCAGCAUGACCAAGCUGUGUCUGCUCAUUCUGAUUGGCGGGGUCUUCACGGCCAUCAUUGAGACCGCCCAGGUCAGCCUCUUCAACAACAGCGACCUGCUGCACGAGGCGCACGUCGGGUUGGACAAUGCAGCUUACGUCUCUAUGAAGUGGACCGGUCCGGUUAUCAUCGUGGUCUACAUUGUUGCCCUAUGGAUGCAUGGCUUACAGGUGGAGUCCACGGCCAGACUGGACUUCCUCUGGAAACUACAAGCAACUGAGGAGAAGGAUGAGAUGGCCAAUCUGCAGGCCUACAACAAGCGUCUCCUCAACAACAUCCUGCCCUCCUUUGUCGCGGAGCAUUUCCUCAAGAACAACGCCAAGGACAUGGACCUGUACUACCGGGCCAACGACUUCGUAGCCGUCAUGUUUGCCAGCAUCACCAACUUCUCCGACUUCUACGUGGAGCUGGAGGCUAACAACGAGGGGGUGGAGUGCCUACGACUCCUGAACGAGAUCCUUCACGACUUUGAUGAGAUUAUCGGUGACGAGAAGUUUUCCCAGAUAGAGAAGAUCAAGACCAUCGGCAGCACCUACAUGGCGGCGUCGGGCCUGACAGAGGAGACGUUUGACCGGGAAGGCAACACCCACGUGGUUGCCCUGGCAGACCUGGCAUUCCACUUACUGGCCCAGCUGCGUUACGUCAAUGAACACUCCUUCAACAGCUUCAAGAUGAGAGUGGGCCUGAAUGUUGGACCUGUGGUUUCUGGAGUGAUCGGUGCUCGCAAGCCGCAAUAUGACAUUUGGGGAAACACAGUCAACGUUGCAAGCCGCAUGGACAGCACGGGCGUCCCCGAUAAAAUUCAGAUAACACAAGAAAUGGCCAACAUCCUGCGUCCCAUCGGUUAUACUCUAAUGGAGAGGGGCUACGUGACGGUCAAAGGCAAAGGAGAAAUGUUGACCUACUUCCUGGAAGGAACACCCAACCCAAUCAACAUACGGUGACCGUAUUCAUCUAGCAAGUCUGUGAAUAAAGUGUGUAUCAAUAUUUUGUUUUUGCCUGUUUCAGUAUUUUACUAGGGAUUAGCUGUAACCCAAGUAGGAAUCUUUGCCCAAUUAGGAAUCCAUUGUUUGGUCUUAUUUGAAUAUCGUGAAAGCCCAUCAACUUACGGUGAAAGUAUUCAUAUUAACAUAGGAAGUCUAUAAAAAGAUGUGUAUUAUUAUUUUGUUUUGCCACCCUACUUAUGCCUGUUUCAGUAUUUUGCAUAGAAUCAGUUUGUAACCCAAAUUGGAAUUAUCUGUCCAACUAGGAAUCCAUUGUUAGGCCUCAUUUUGGUGAAUAUCGUGAAGCCCAUCAACUUACGGUGACUGUAUUCAUAUAACAAGUCUUAAAAAAAAAGUGUAUUACUGUUACAUGUAUUUUGUUUUGCCGCCCUCCUUACAGUAUUUUUUUCAUAGAGUCAGUUUGUAACCCAAACAGGAAUUGUAUGCCCGAUUAGGAAUCCAUCAUUUGGCAUCAUGUAAUAAAUGUUGUGCAAGUUUGUUACGUAUUUCUCUUUUCAAUUUUUACUUUGGGCUAGCAGUAUUACUGGUAUCACUACCAGUCAUUUUUUUGGUGUAACAUGGAAUAGUUUUAGCUGGUAACCGAGACAAAAUAUCAAAUACAUACUCUGUUUAAAGCAGGCUAGGCAAGCCUUGUAAAACUGGUCCCAGACUCAUUGUCUGGGUAGUCAGCCAAGUCAAUUUUUUGGACCAGGGUGAGGCUUAAACAAGUCUAAUUCACAAGGGACAGUCUCAGUCAGUGAGGUAAAUUUUGGCAUUUUGGCAAGAUCAUCAUGAUGGUACUUUGAACCCAGCUUAGAAAAUUUUGAUCAAUGAACGGACUAUGGAAAGCUGAUAGAACAAAAUUAAUGAUACAUUUUGUCAAAUUUUCACAUUCACACGCUUCUCUGCUAAAAUGGCAGUUGAGACUGGACGCCCAAACAAAGAAAUGUAUUGUAUAAGUAUUAGCAUCUAGUCCUUGUUACAUUCAGCAUAGAUUUUGCGUUUUUAAACUUUCAAAAACUAAAGUUCUAAACAGUGGGCCCCCUUGAAGGUAGUUCACAAUUUUACAGUGAACCCACAACAAUACUUCAGCAUUGGAUUAACACAGUCAAUUACAAUUUGCGUGUAUCCAGUUUUAAAAUAAUGCAAUUAUAAAAUAGGCAUUGCACAGCGGUGCUUGAUAUUGCUGAAAUACUAAUAAACUCCCAAAUUGUAUUCCUUUUAAUCUGAAUUUGCCACAGAAAUCAUGUAUUCCGAUUCAAUUAAUACAAGCAUUAAUAUAUUUUUUUGCUCAGAAAAGAAAUACUGGCAGCCGUACAGUAUUUGAGAAUGUAUCAGUAUUAAGCUAAAGGAUUGUUUGCCCUGCCACUACGUGCUAACUUAUUUCAUCUAGAUGAUAUUUGAAUAACUUCAUCCUACUUGAUAUUUUUAAUAUUUAAUAACUGGAUGCUAACUUUUGUUUGAAACCCCUUUUACAAAUUUGAAUGAUCCUGCAACCAUUUCAAUCAUAUAUUUUAAAUCUAGAGCAACAGCUUAUACAGAUCUAUAUGUACAAGAAUUUCUUAACAGUUCAAUGAAUUUGUCAAGUACUGAAGUGAAAUUUAUGACAUAGAUACUCAAGAUGCUAUUGAUAGUUACUGAGGAAAGAAUGUUGCAACCUGACGCUGCUUUUUUCUUCAUAUAUCAUCUCAAUAAAGGUCAGUCACUGCAAAAUUGAUGAUAAGACAUGAAUCUGGGA
Molecule: messenger RNA, 4456 nt
Organism: Patiria miniata (bat star)
Lineage: Eukaryota; Metazoa; Echinodermata; Asteroidea; Valvatida; Asterinidae
Product: adenylate cyclase type 5-like
Exons: 18
Coding region: 187-2679 (830 amino acids)
Biological process (GO): adenylate cyclase-inhibiting G protein-coupled receptor signaling pathway; adenylate cyclase-activating G protein-coupled receptor signaling pathway; cAMP biosynthetic process
Cellular component (GO): plasma membrane
Molecular function (GO): adenylate cyclase activity
Source: RefSeq, a predicted model, not a curated record